GUUUGUAAUCAGGAUGUGGCUGAUUGUGUUAGUUAAAACAGAUUGCGGGAAUUUGCCUUUAGACGCGGCAUCAAGGUCAUAGGGGUUUGCUUUUAACGCUUCGGCAUACUAACAAUGUGCGAGACUCAGGGAUAAAGAUCAUUUUUUGUGACAGUCAAGUGUAACUACAUAGUUAUUAAGGCAACUAGGUUUGCGUAAUAAAAGCUAUUAGUGGUGAAAUUAUAAUAUACUAACGGUCUUGAGUUAACCAUCAGGGAUAACGAUAACUCAUGCUACUAAAAACGGAAAUGAACAAAUUUUAAUAUUCACCGUAUAAUCGGUACACAAUAAUGUCUCGUUGCAAUCAGUUACAAUAAUGUCAGAUGUUGAUGCAUACCCAAGGUUUGCAAGUCGUGCACUAAGGAAUAAUCUGUCGGAUAAACUACUUAUUCCAUCUAAACAGGUUAGGUUCCGCCCGAAUGUAAUCACAAAUUCCUCUGAUUAUCUAGCUGACAAAGUGUCCUGGAAUUUUACUGAAUCUGGUCUCGAUGAAUUGACCAAUGUAACAUCAUCUUUUGGUAAUUCGGACCCCAUUUCCAUAUUGCAAAAUCGUUACCCACCAGAUAAUGCGCCUACACAAAACCACUUUGUUUCUAAACAAACAUUUUAUGAUGUAUUUGAGGCGAUGGAAAAUAAUGUCAAUAAAAUGUGUGAUCUUUCUGAGAAUACUGAAUGUCGCCUUAAAGGCAGCUGUCAAAUUGCUUCAUUCCUCAAAACUACAGAUCACCUCCCUCGGCAACCGUUAUCAUCUUGUGGUCCUGUAUAUAGUCCCAAAAACUGUCCUUCAGAUGCGAAAAGUUCAAGUGACCAAGACCCCAGAGAACUACCCAGCUAUCCUUUUACGCAUUCCGAAAGUCUGUCUUUGUCAAGUUUGACAGAUUUAAGUUGUCUGGAACCAGAUACAACUUCUUUUUGCGAUCCAGGCGAUGCGACUCUAAAUUUUUCACAACCAGUCUUCAAUACAACAAAAGCCUUAGAACGGGAGAUUAAAUUCCUGUCUAAAACAGUCAACAGUGCUUCCAAAGAGCAACCCACUGACGAAAUACGCUUAGAAGCCGAACGUAUUGUUAAUGAAGCUUGCAAUACUCUUCCCGCUGGAGAUAACUCUAUCAAUCCUUUAAUUCUCAAUCCAAGAAUCACUGUUAAUAUACCUGAAAAUGUAUCUAUGUAUGAAAAUCUUAUAGAUUUGACAGUGGAUGAAUCGGAAAUAGUACGUUUGGAGCGUCAACGAAUUGCAGCCCAGCGUAAACGAUUGAUUGAAGCGAAUAGGAAACAAAAUAUCAAAGUUGAUGAACCUGAACCAGAUUUGUUGGAAUUUUUCGAUCCAAACCGUCAUGUUUAUCAGUCAGUCAAUUUACAAUCGAAAGGUAUACAAAGUUUGCUGCCUACCUUGCAUUGUGCUUCUGAUGAUUUGGUCGAUGCCUUCCAACAUAAAAUUGCAUAUGAUUACUCUUUUUGGCUAUGCGAUCCUUGAAAUGGCUAAUUGUUUGUGAUUAUCGGUCUCUUUUUGUUUGGGGAGGAGGGGUGGUUAAUAAUUGGCAUCAUACCCCUGAUUGUACAGUAUUUCUUUAAAUAUUUUUACACGUAUUAAAAUAAAAUAAAGUACGGGAAUGAAAUAAUUGUGAGAAUCCGUAGAAAUACGUGAUAAAAUGAUGUUUCAGUGUUAUGAGUUGUUUUGGUUUUGUGUACAUCUUAACUUCUGUGCCUAAUCAUUAACUAUAUCAUUUGGAACUAUAUAUGAAACCUUGAACAGUCUAUUAAAAUCAUAAAACCAAUACGCUUUCCGUACGUUCUCGCAUUUACUACUGUAAAUCAGUCAUUCGCAUUCGUUGUUUUGUGAUGUGGUCAAACGCAUCAGGAUCCAAGACAAUUCGAUAAUAUGUUAAUUUUUACGUUAUGGGAUACUAGGUUCGUGCAUAGGAGACACACAUCCACUCCUACAAUCAUAAGUUUUAACAAACAAUUCAGAGGAAUAACUAAGCAAAGUUAUCUUCCCAAAAUUAUACCAUAUGGAAUUUAGAAUCGUUAACAGAGUAGGUUUCUAAAUACUGCGUUAACUAAUGUGCAGUAUUAAAUCAAACAAUCUUAUACUAGUGAAUUAUAAAUUAAUAUUUCAGGACAAAAAUGACGUCACUUCAAUGUGCAAACAAGUGUGUUUAUUACAUGUGUUUGGUAACGUAUACUGUGUCUUAUUUGUUAUUCCGAAGUUUCGGUUAUGUUGGUUAUUACCACUUCUGGUUUGCCAAUUUUCCUUCAUGUCCACAGAUCAUGUCUCAUUUCUUUGUAUUCUGAAUUCCUCUUCUUCACGUUUGUCUUCUUUGAAUAUCAAUGUUUAUUUACA
Molecule: messenger RNA, 2380 nt
Organism: Schistosoma margrebowiei
Lineage: Eukaryota; Metazoa; Platyhelminthes; Trematoda; Strigeidida; Schistosomatidae
Source: the annotation of a GenBank genome assembly